AUGAAACUUGUUGUUGAAGACUUCAAAGUUCACGGACGCCAGAUACCGUUGGUGGCAUUCAGGGUGCCAAGCAGCGAUUCAACGAAAAAUCUCGCCCCCCUGCCCCCUUUCACUUCCCUCGUCUUGGAAAAGUUGGGGAUUCAGGACCGGCACUCGAAAGGCUUGUCGAGGGAAGCCCUGCUCGCACUGCAGCCGCACCAACCAACCCGCUUGACCUGCUCGUCCCGUCGCUGGUGUGACAAGCCAUGCCGAGCAUUCGGCCACCCGCCGGGAAACUCUGUCAUCGCACGGCCGCUAGCGCUCGCCGACCUUGAGAAGACGACGCAUCCCGGGACCUCCCUGUCCAACGGCUUUCAAGCCUGCUUGCCUCUAAUCUUGACCGAAUAUCUCGAGUCCUCGUUGGUCAGAUGCGCACCAAGGCCGCCCACAAUUCAGACCGAGCUUCUCCCAUCGCCGCAAUGCAAGUCCAUCGCAGUGGCGAAGACCACAGCCACGCGUAUUGUGCGCGGUCGGGCGCGGGCACAAAUGCAGUCGCACAUGCCGCCCGAGGUCCACAGUGCCGAGGGUGACGAGAAUGGGCUCAGCGGACCGGUCACCGACGACCAGAGUCGGGGAGAGAAACCUACGUUGGCUUCAACGGCGCGGAUCGCGAUCCAUGCCAUGUCCUCUUCAGCCCAUGUUCUUCGCCCGUACUGCAUGUCACUUGGCAUCGACAGAAGCGCCGCCGCACUCAGUGACUAUCCGACGACGGCUUUGAAGUCAUCACCGGGUAAUCGCUGUUUGUCGGGCGGCGGCCAGCGUCUGCACCGUGACUCGAGUGGCCAAAGCCGCAGCCGCAGCAGCCGCAUCCCGGAGUGUGGCUGCUCUCUGGUCUACCGUGUGGCCCCCUUUGGCUUUUACACGCCCUAA
Molecule: messenger RNA, 909 nt
Organism: Colletotrichum abscissum
Lineage: Eukaryota; Fungi; Ascomycota; Sordariomycetes; Glomerellales; Glomerellaceae
Exons: 5
Coding region: 1-909 (302 amino acids)
Source: RefSeq, a predicted model, not a curated record